AUGGAUACGGUCUCACAAAUCCAAGCACAGAUUGCCGAUUACAAGAAAGCUAAGCCAGAUAUUGCGAAUGGAAGCUCCCCUCCUGUACCCUCUGUUGAAGAAUUCGCUUCCAGCACUGCUUCACUCGCUAACCUGAUCAGCAAUGAGGACCAAGCAGCGAGGGGCCUGCAGAUCAACAUGUUUUCAUAUGCCAAGGUGAUGCACAAGCGGCUGUGUGACGUGAUCUCUAUGGAGAUUCGGCUUCCCUUGCCUAAUCCCCACUGCCAGUUCCACCUGCCAGUUCCCCAUGCCAGUUCCCCAUGCCAGUUCCCCAUGCCAGUUCCCCAUGCCAGUUCCCCCUGCCAGUUCCCCCUGCCAUUUCCCCCUGCCAGUUCCCCAUGCCAGUUCCCCAUGCCAGUUCCCCAUGCCAGUUCCCCAUGCCAGUUCCCCCUGCCAGUUCUCCCUGCCAUUUCCCCAUGCCAGUUCCCCUUGCCAGUUCCCCAUGCCAGUUCCCCAUGCCAGUUCCCCUUGCCCGUUCCCCAUGCCAGUUCCCCAUGCCAGUUCCCCAUGCCAGUUCCCCCUGCCAGUUCCCCAUGCCAGUUCCCCAUGCCAGUUCCCCAUGCCAGUUCCCCAUGCCAGUUCCCCAUGCCAGUUCCCCAUGCCAGUUCCCCCUGCCAGUUCCCCCUGCCAUUUCCCCCUGCCAGUUCCCCAUGCCAGUUCCUUAUGCCAGUUCCCGAUGCCAGUUCCCCAUGCCAGUUCCCCCUGCCAGUUCCCCCUGCCAUUUCCCCAUGCCAGUUCCCCUUGCCAGUUCCCCACGCCAGUUCCCCCUGCCAGUUCCCCAUGCCAGUUCCCCCUGCCAGUUCCCCUUGCCAUUUCCCCCUGCCAGUUCCCCAUGCCAGUUCCUUAUGCCAGUUCCCCAUGCCAGUUCCCCCUGCCAGUUCCCCCUGCCAUUUCCCCAUGCCAGUUCCACUUGCCAGUUCCCCAUGCCAGUUCCCCAUGCCAGUUCCCCUUGCCAGUUCCCCAUGCCAGUUCCCCAUGCCAGUUCCCCAUGCCAGUUCCCCCUGCCAGAUCCCCUUGCCAGUUCCCCCUGCCAUUCCCCCAUGCCAAUUCUCACUGCCCACAUCUCCCUGCAGUUGA
Messenger RNA from Closterium sp. NIES-65, 1116 nucleotides. Lineage: Eukaryota; Viridiplantae; Streptophyta; Zygnematophyceae; Desmidiales; Closteriaceae. The record is from the annotation of a GenBank genome assembly.